This is a messenger RNA of Candidula unifasciata, 279 nucleotides long. Lineage: Eukaryota; Metazoa; Mollusca; Gastropoda; Stylommatophora; Geomitridae. The record is from the annotation of a GenBank genome assembly.
GAGAAUAUUGUCAGCGUGGACCUCACCUCGCCCGCAAACUGCUAUGUGGCUCGCUGGAGGUUCGCCAUACUUGUGGGCAAGCAGCAGGGUUUUGAUACCAUCAUUUUCUUAUACCAGCAUGAGACUCACAUUUAUGUCCUCUUCAACCCCUGGUGCAAGGAGGAUGAAGUGUAUUUCGCGGAAAAGGCAUUGCUCAACGAAUAUGUCCUUAACAGUCAUGGUAUCAUUUUUAUGGGCUCCCACGAUCGCAUUGUCCCUAAGGCUUGGAACUUUUGUCAG